Macrosteles quadrilineatus (aster leafhopper) is the source of this 2728-nucleotide messenger RNA. RefSeq lists its product as uncharacterized. The record is from RefSeq and is a predicted model, not a curated record. NCBI's taxonomy places the organism in Eukaryota, Metazoa, Arthropoda, Insecta, Hemiptera, Cicadellidae. Bases 18 to 1172 code for a protein of 384 amino acids. The transcript has 8 exons.
GGGGCGCGUGGUGUUCUAUGGGAUCAUCAGACUUUAUCAAUAUGAGUGAAUGGGUUGGCCUUUUGCUGUUUGCCUUCACGAUUUCAAGGUUGGGCAGAGUGUCUGGAGAAUGUACCAAGCAGGACUACCAAUAUUGUGUAAAACUUGCUGAUCCUUUGCUGAAAGAUCCUCAGCUGAUUUACCCAGACAAGCAACAGGAUAUAGAUCACGUUUGCAGGACAUGGAGUUUGUUUGUGAACUGUGUAAAGGAUUACACCGAGAAAUGUUUUACCGAGAGACGCAGACAAGAGUUUAACAAAGCUGUGGAAAGUCCAGUUGACUCCAUUCACCAGCUGUGUACAGUUCCAGAGUACCAGAAUGAGUAUCUGAAGCAUGCGUCAUGUAUGAAAGCUACACUGACAAAAGACAGUCACUGUGGACGUCACUAUCGCCACCUCGCAGCACAAGUGUCCGGAGACGCUGGCCGCGCUGCCAUCUGCUGUUCUCACCAUCGUUUCCGAGAGUGUGUUCUGGAUCGAACCCGCAACACUUGUGACCCACAGGCUGGUCCGUUCUCUCGCCAGAUCCUAGACAAAGCCCUCAGCUUCCUGAAGGACCAGUGUCACAAUUAUGAACCUACCCGCGUAGACUGUCCCGGGUCAGACUUCUACACACCUCUAGGCCGCACUGACGGAGCCAUGGACACUGUAACAAGAGCCAACACCAAGCCUACGUUUGAUAUUAACAGCAACACUCGUACCACUGACUACCAGAGUGACAGUCCGUCCUGGUCAGACUCUAUGAGUACCAAGACGGUGUCAGGAGGAUCGUCCAGUCACAGUCCUGACUGGUUGGGUCAGUCGCCCUCGUGGAUGCCAGGCCGUGGUCGAAGUACAACCGGAGGGGAAGUAACAGUCACUUCCCAAACAAUCUCGGAACACACGUUCCCUCGGUCCAGCUAUGGCAGGGGGAUGAGCUGGAUGCCUUCCACUCCAUCCACUACCCCUUCUAGUGCCUGGCGACCCCCCACACCUUCCCCCACUCCAUGGUACCCCUCCCGCAACAAUGAGCAGAUGAUGAUGGACAACGCCAUUGACGAGCCGAACCAACAAGGGCUGGAAAGUUCAUCUUCAAUUUCUACAGUUUCUGCAGUUUUAUUGAGUAUAGCGCUAACAGCUGUAUUUGCUAGAUAGAAAUCAUUGGUGGUGACAAAGAAUAUUGGAUUAGUGUGAAAGGGAAAGUUAACAAAAUUAAAUCAUUAUCGUUUUAGGAUGGCAAUAAAUAUUUUAACUUACUAAGAAUAAUAAGAUGAUGCAAUAAUUGAACUUCCAUUAGAGAAGCUUUAUUUUAUGAUGUUUCAAUGCAUUUGUUUUCAAAUGAUUUCCAGUGACAAAAAUUGUAAUUUCGGCACAACUUUGAAACUUGAAAGAUAGUUAAAUCUACAAGUUAUCUGGGACUACCAAAUAAAGAAAUAAAAUAGCUAAAGCCAAUUGAUGUAUUGUCUACAAGCUGUUAAAAAAGAAUUGUUUUUAAUGUGCGUAGUUUUAAAGUAAAAAAACAAUCUAAGUUAAAAAAACAAAAGUUAUUAUGGUAGAAAGCUUAGAGAAUGCAAAGAAUUCAACAACUUAUUGUUAAUACAAUAGUAUAUUUCGUACCAAGGGCCGAAAAUGAGGUUUUGCCGGCUCGAGAUAGUUUUUAAGUUCGAGACGAAGUCGAGAACUUAAAUCGAUCGAGAGCUGCAAAACCAUUUCGGUCCGUGGUACGAACGCUAUUUUUCACCACACUAUUACCCUAUUACCACUUUUCACCACUAUAAUAAUGCACACUGAUAUGUGAAGAAAUAAUUUGAGGAAUCAGCAAAAAUAAAAAUAAAUAGUUGCUAGGCAACGGUGACAAUAACACAAUUCUAUUGCAAUCAUGGUAAUGGAUUUUGAUUGUGUAUUUAAAAUGCAUUCGUGUUUUAAGUAAGUAAGCGGACAGCUGAUUUUGCGGCCCCGGCCUGUAAAAACCUGCUCGGUCCCCAAAUUAUGAUGACAGCUGGCAUGGCCAGGCAAAAGGUAACUUUCAGCCACCAAUUAACGUAUGUAAUACAGCCAAAAACAUCAUAGUGUGGUGAAAAAAUCAUUAAGAUAUUGUACUUCGAUUAUAAAAACAAUCAAUAAGAUACAUUACAAGAUAUUGAUGUAUUUUCUGUACCUAAAGCUAUGCUUUGGUUGAUGCUUAUGUGUUUUAAUAUUUCCUUGAAUGAUUACUUUAAAGUAAAACAACAACUAAGACGAUAAACAUGUAAAAAGUAUAUUAGAAUGCAGAUAUCUUUUCACAAGCUAAAAUCCGUCCUCUUUCAACCAUUUUAUGAUCCAGCAGUGAAAUCAUGUGUGUCAAAUUUAAAAAAACAAAUUGAGUUUUAGGAGUGUACACAAUUUUACACGUUUGAAUCUUCAAUGUAGGGGAAUACAAAAUAAAGAAAUCUGAUGUUUAAGAGCUGCAGAUUUUUAUUUUAGCUCUGCAUAUAGUUGAUAAUCAUUCAAUGUCAACCUUUUUGAAACAUUAAAAACUGCCUUUGUCAAUUUUAGAUGUUUAGUAUAGUUUACCAAAGUUAAAAUAUGCAUUUAAUAAAUUCAAUUUGUUAUUCGUGUUCUAUUUGUAUUAAGAACUAACAUACACCUUAGUGAUAAUUAAGGAUUGUAUGCAUGUCCCCAAUAAUGUAAAUAGUUUUAAUUAUUGUGUUUUGUAAACUAUACAAAAUAGU